AUGCCAGACCAGCGCCGCCCCUACCGCUCCCACAAGGUGCCUGCCUGUGACCGAUGCCGCCGAUUCAAGCGGCGAUGCACCGGAGGAACACCAGAUCGGCCUUGCGUGCUGUGCAACCUACAGGAGGUGCCUUGUCUCAUCUCGGCCAGCCCCAAGGCUCAGGCCAGUACACGUCGCUCAUAUAGGCGUGAACAGCGACGGGUUCUGCCCAAGCCGGCUCCAUCUAAUGUCAAUGUGGCAGUCAAUGCAGCGCCCUCGCCCGCCGACGCAGACGCCGGACAGGAUGAGAGGGUCGGGACCGAUUACCACGGCUCGCCGACCCAGGAUCGCUCUAAAGUUGAGCUGUCGAUGGUUGCGAGCCCGGUCAUAUCGGAGGAUAUCCAGAUUCUGGAGCGUUAUAUGUCUUCGAAGGCUAGUAGUUCCAUGCCCGUCUCCGUCGACGGAAGCCUCUCUUAUGCGGGGGCCGCCAGUCCAAUGGUGUAUAUGAAAGUUCCCCGACGGAGAGAGGGCCUUGCCAUGUCGGAGAAUCCGGGUAAGCAGCAGAAAGAGAUACUACGGCAGAUUCUUAAGCCAUAUGCGGAUGAGCUGGUCAGACUGUAUUUUGAUGAGAUCCACCCUGCAUUUCCUAUGCUUGACCGCCAAUCAUUCUUGGAGUUGUAUAGAAGCGGAGACAAGCUCUCCCCGGCGCUCACUUGCGAAUUCUUUGCUUUGUCGCUUAUUUUAUGGCAACAUUCGCUGACGCUCAGGCAAUUCCCGAAGCCGGACUCGCGAUUUGUCUGGAACUUGGCUGUGGAAGCCUUGCAGCAGGACUUCCUAGCGCCUGGCCUGUCCACCGUCUUCGCCGUGGUCCUGGACAUGAUGGGCCGGCCCGUCUAUUCCGUACUUGGGAAUACCAUCAAUAACGGCAGAGCCGUUACGCUGGCGCAGACAUUAGGGUUGAAUCGCGAUCCGACAAAAUGGAAGAGACCCGCUAGUGAAAAGGCAUUGCGCAUUCGGCUAUGGUGGGCUGUUCUGAUUCACGAUCGCUGGUCUAGUUUUGCUCAUGGCAUACCGCCAAUAAUCACCAAGGGCCAACACGACGUGCCCGUCCCUCUUCCGUUAGAUAUCCUCUCGGAUGCAGACCAAUCUGAGAAGCACGCCUGGGCAGCUGAAUGUUUCAUUCGUCUCUGCACCCUUACCAACAUCCUUGGCGAAGUUCUUCCCCUCACAUAUCAUCUGGACGUGGACCAGAAACAGAUCUGGAGACAGAUCCGCCGACUGGAACUCGAGCUUUGCGAUUGGGAGGAUAACUUGCCCAGCUAUCUUCAACCCAACAGUGACGAUCAUUUGAGAGCGUCAGGGUCGAGUAGUUUACGGCUCGGUUAUCUUUCUGUUCGACUUUUACUGAAUCGCAUUGCUUUACAUGCAGCAACCCUUUCCUCCGAAAUCGACCGCUCAGAAAGCACGCGCUACCACCUGUCCCAGUUACGUCGAUCAGCGCACGACAUCGUUGAAUACGUAUGCUCCUUGACGAAAGCCCAACUGCAAGAAUUCUGGCUACCCUAUACCGCACACCAUCUCAUCCUAACCGUCAUCAUCCUCCUGCGCUGCACGGUCGAAUCCACCGAUAAGACCAUCAUAAGCGCCUGUAAAUCGAGCCUUUCCCGCCUCUGGACGAAACUUCACGAGGCCGCCGAACGCGACGGCUGGGAUCUCGCCAGUAUCUGCAUCGGCCAGUGCGGGGAAUCGGUCUCCAAGAUUCUGAACAAUGCGUUCGAGACGCGGGGCGUUCAGAAAGAACAGCCUGUCGAGCCACAUUCUUUGGAAGAUGUGGAGGGUCUGUCGUCGGUGGAUCCAUCGGGGCUAGGGAUGAAUGGGAAUGGAAUUCCUACGGAUCUACUGCCGGACAUUCUACCCUUCUCAAAUCCGGAUCUCUCGUUUGAUCAGUGGGAUACGGCAUCCCUAGACUUCAUGUGGCGUCCUCUCAAAUCCCUUGCCAUCACCAUCAUGGCAAUGGCAGCCUCCAGCCUGGCUCGUCCGCUCAAGGACACCCCCUACACCAACCCCAUCCUCGGUGGCUGGCACUCCGACCCGUCGUGCAUCUACGUCGCCGACCACGACACCACCUUCUGCGUGACCUCCACCUUCAUCGCCUUCCCCGGUCUCCCCGUCUACGCGACCAAAGACCUCCAGAACUGGAAACACAUCAGCAACGCAUUCAACCGCGCCAGUCAGAUCCCCAGUCUUGCGGAGACCACCGACCAGCAGGGUGGGAUCUAUGCGCCGACGCUACGCUAUCACAACGGCAAAUUCUACCUCAUUGUCUCGUUCCUCGGACCGCAGGUCAAAGGCCUCGUCUUCAGCACUGACGACCCCUUCCGCGACGACGCCUGGUCCCAACCCCUCGAGUUCUCUGUCCGAGGUAUCGACCCGGACAUCUUCUGGGACGAUGACGGUACUGUGUACGUUACUUCCGCUGAUAACAAUCGCAUCCAAUCGUACAGCCUCGAUCUUGACACCGGGGCCACCGGUCCGGUUUCAUACCUCUGGAACGGCACCGGUGGCGUCUACCCCGAAGGGCCGCAUCUGUACCGCAAAGACGGUUACUACUAUCUGAUGAUCGCCGAGGGAGGCACCGAACUCGGCCACAGGGAGACCAUGGCCCGCUCGAAACACCGCACGGGGCCCUGGGAGCCCUGUCCGGCCAACCCGCUGCUCACUAACAAGGACACCACCCAGUACUUCCAGACCGUCGGCCACGCGGACCUCUUCCAAGACGGCCACGGGAACUGGUGGGCCGUGGCGCUGAGCACGCGGUCCGGCCCCGAGUGGCUGAACUAUCCCAUGGGGCGCGAGACGGUGCUGGUCCCUGCGACGUGGGAGAAGGGCCAGUGGCCCGUCAUCCAGCCGGUGAGGGGGCAAAUGCGUGGGCCAUUGCCUCGAUCGGACCGCGCCAGUCUCAAGGGGAAAGGGAUAGCCGGGGGAACGUUCGCAGGGGACCCGGAUCAGGUAGAUUUCGUGCCUGGAUCACCUCUCCCACCGCAUUUCCUCUACUGGCGGUUCCCCAAGGAGGACGUCUUCACCGUCUCGCCGCAUGGUCAUCCCAACUCUCUGCGUAUCAAACCUUCCUUCCAUAAUAUCACCGACACGCUCUUCACGUAUGGCGUCGACGUCUCUUUCUCGCCGCGCACGAAAGACGAAGAAGCCGGCGUGACACUCUUCCUGACACAAGACCAACAUGUUGAUCUGGGGAUCGUACUCCUCAAGACAGACAAGGGAGAGGACUCUUUAUCGUUCCGCUUCCGACCCACCGGCCGCGGGAACUUUGACGGUCCCUUGUCGACGGAACUCGUGCCUGUUCCUGGAGACUGGAAAGGUGGACGGAUUAGGUUGGAGAUCCAAACUGUGAGUGAUACUCAGUAUACAUUCUCCGCGGCGCCGGUGGGGUCACACGCGAAGAAGAAGGUCAUCGGACAGGUGGAUUCGUUGGUGGUGAGUGGUGAUACGGGGAGGUUUACUGGUACUCUGGUCGGCGCGUAUGCCACGAGUAAUGGAGGUGAAGGGUCGACGGACGCGUAUUUCAGUAAAUGGAGGUAUAAGGGACAGGGGCAGAAGAUUGAUCAUGAUGUUAUUGUGCCUUCACAGGAUUGA
Molecule: messenger RNA, 3630 nt
Organism: Aspergillus affinis
Lineage: Eukaryota; Fungi; Ascomycota; Eurotiomycetes; Eurotiales; Aspergillaceae
Exons: 8
Coding region: 1-3630 (1209 amino acids)
Biological process (GO): carbohydrate metabolic process; DNA-templated transcription; regulation of DNA-templated transcription
Molecular function (GO): hydrolase activity, hydrolyzing O-glycosyl compounds; zinc ion binding; DNA-binding transcription factor activity, RNA polymerase II-specific
Source: RefSeq, a predicted model, not a curated record